UUAAACUAUUUGUUUACUUCUUCAGGAAAUAGAGAAGUACUUUGAAGACUUCUGGAAUGCUGUACCAGAUGAGGACAGAGAUUGGUUAAGUGAGUCUCUGAAUGAUCGUGAUUAUGCUGUGGGUCUAGUUGAACUAAAUGAGGAAACAAAGACAAAGCUUGAAUCAAUGAAAAAGUCCAUUGUUGAACUAUUUACAGUCGUGAUCAAUACAAAAAUUGAAAUUCCAUCUUCGUGGGCUCUAAUGGAGCAGUUAUUAUAUGAAGGGGCCUGGAAGGUUUUGUCCCUUGCAGAAAUUUGGAGGCUCAACUCAUCCCUUCCUGAUGCAUACCAAAUUAAAAGUGAUGAGGAAAUGUCUAUGUUUCUAAAGUGUUUCCAUGACAAUGGUAUCAUUUUGCAUUUUCAAGAUGAGAAAUUGAGGGAACAUGCAGUACUUGACAUUCAGUGGUUUGCUAAAGCUUUCAGUAAGAUUAUUGCUGAUAAAAACCACAUUAACAAAGACUGCAAAACAAGAUUAAUCAAAGAGUGGAAGUCCUUCAACAAAACAGGGGAACUUAAAGAUAAAGUGGUAAAUGCACUAUGGAAAGAAGAACCACUUUACUUGAAACACAAAAAUGAAAUUAUGUCUUACAUGGAGAAGCUUCAAAUGCUGGUACCUUUGGAGCCCUCUGGGGCUGUAUCAGAAGGUGGCAUGUCAUGGUAUGUUCCGUGCAUGAACAAAAAGCAGUUUCUAGCCAACUUUUGUGAAGAUAAAUGGGAAUGCUCCUCCAUUUUGUGCUAUCAUUUCACUUCUUUUGCCAUGUUUGUGUUCUACAGACUGGUAGCAUACUGCAUGGGUUUUCUAAGAUGGAAAGUUUCAACAGAUGAAGAUCAUGAAGGAAGUCUAUGUCUUUAUCAAACAGCAGCAGUGUUUGAUCACAAUGAACACACUGUUGUUGUUGGCAUAUGUAACGAUGAUAUUCAGUUACAAGUGUUGCGAAUCAGACCAUUGGCUAUAGAUAGAGAGGUAUCAAAUGAAAUUGGAGACUCUAUUCAAAAUGCCAUAAAAAAGUUGACAGAAACAUUUAUUGGCACAAACAUUUUCCAUAAAGGAUUCAAAUGCCAAAACAUUAUUUGUGAUGAGAAAGAUUUAUCUUUCACUCUUGAAAGUGAGCUGUCCGAAAUCAAAGCUGAAGAAACGCAGUGCAAGUGCCAACUUCAGAGAAAACACGUGAUAAAUGUUCAAAAGACCCUAGGCUUCUGGGAGAAGAGAAAGUUGGGUGAUUCAAGCAGCCAAAUGGCCUCUGCACAAGAGCUUGAUGGUAGAACUAGGUUUGCAAAACUUGGAAUGGCAACAAACGAUGUGUUGAAUAAGGCAUACCGAGAUAUUCUUGAAUCAGAAGUACCUCCCUGCUAUAUUGAGAACAAGGUGAAUUCAUUAUCAACCGAAAAGAGAAGAGAUCUGAAGUUGAACACAGACCAAGAAGAUCUGUUGAAAAAAGCAAAGAAUUCUGGAUAUAAGGACUUUGAUAUUUCAUUAACCUACAAGAUGAUAAGAAACAUUUGUUUAACUAUCCCAAAACCAACAAAAGGAAAAUGGGGAAAAGAGCCGGCAGUAGGAGAAAUGACUGUAGGAGACGAUAUUGAGAGAAUUAGGUCAAUACGAAAUAGAUUGACUGCACAUGUGAGUUCAGCCUCAAUCCCUAAGACAGAAUUCGAUGACACUUGGUCGACGAUGUCAGAUAUCUGCCAAAGACUAGAAACCUUCACUGGAAAGAAGUACUUGGAUAAACUUAAUGAGAUUAAAAAUCUGACCUUGAGAAAGGAAGAUAACGAUGAGAUUAUAAAAAAUGUCGCUAAAAUGCAAGAAAUUUUGGACACAAUCAAGUCAACUCUUCAAAAAUAAGAAACAAUGAUCAGCCUAAUGAAGUUGUUACAAAUUGAGAAUUUAUAGAAUGCUCUGUAGAAGACUUAGAUUUAUGUGUACAAACGAUGUGUUAAUUAAAGCAUACAGGGGUGUUCUAAAAUCAGAAAUACCUGCAUCUGAUAUUGAGUACAAGGUGAAAUUGUUAUCAAUCAAAAAGAGAAGAGAUCUGAAAUUGAACCCAGACCAAGAAGA
Messenger RNA from Saccostrea cuccullata (small rock oyster), 2095 nucleotides. RefSeq lists its product as uncharacterized. The coding region runs from base 167 to 1882 and encodes 571 amino acids. The transcript has 2 exons. Lineage: Eukaryota; Metazoa; Mollusca; Bivalvia; Ostreida; Ostreidae. The record is from RefSeq and is a predicted model, not a curated record.